UGUAGGAAAUCCGCUUGCGGCGGAUUAUUGUAAUCCGACAGAGGGUCUGGACGACACAUCGGAUCACGACAGAAGAGCAGAGCCCAGCGGCCUGUAACAGAUGCAGCUCGUCCCAGAAUAAAAGGGAUAAAGUUGAGAUAUGAUCUGACGCACUGCUCGCUGCUCCUGAACGCAUCAUCAGCGGCAGCGGCGCGCGGGCCGUUUGUUUCCUGGAGCGUCUGACGGAGCUGACGGACGGCGUCUCGGCAUCACUGCACCGCGGACCACAGCGGAGAGGAAAAGCCUUCAUUUGAUAUUUAAAGACAUUUCCCCCCUUCUUCCUUCCCCUUUCGCCAGUUUUGACACCAGCCCGGCUCGGCUUGGCUCGGCUCGGUCUGCAGAGAGAAGCGCUGCCGCUGACACACAGCUAGCUAGCGCGGCUAGCCCACCCCAGCUAGCGCGGCUAGCUAGUAAGGAAUUUAUCGAGUUUAGUUAGAAAAUUAACAAAUUCUUUGACCUGUCAGCCAACACGGAGGGAGGAUGUCGGCGAAAGAGCAAACUAAACUCUCCACCAUUGAGCGACCUGUUAAGGCGGUGCCAUAUCCUCCCGGUACUCGCCUGACGGUCAAAGACCUGUACGUGGACGGGAGGCCCAGCGUGGAGCAGCUCAAGGCCCAUCUGGUGAAGGAGGGUCGGCUGGAGGAGGAGGCGGCUCUGCGGAUCAUCAACGAGGGAGCCAGCAUCCUCCGCCAGGAGAAAUGCAUGCUGGAGGUGGAGGCCCCCAUCACAGUUUGUGGAGACGUCCACGGACAGUUCUUUGACCUGAUGAAGCUCUUCGAGGUGGGCGGGUCCCCGGCCAGCACCCGUUACCUGUUCCUGGGCGACUACGUGGACCGAGGGUACUUCAGCAUCGAGUGUGUACUGUUCCUGUGGGCUCUGAAGAUCAACCACCCGAACACUCUCUUCCUGCUCAGAGGCAACCACGAGUGCCGGCAUCUCACAGAGUACUUCACCUUCAAACAGGAGUGUAAAAUAAAGUACUCUGAGCGUGUGUAUGACGCCUGUAUGGAUGCGUUUGACUGCCUCCCUCUGGCUGCUCUCCUCAACCAGCAGUUCCUCUGUGUGCAUGGAGGACUGAGCCCUGAGGUCACCUGUCUGGACGACAUUCGGAAGUUGGACCGGUUUAAAGAGCCUCCUGCGUUCGGACCGAUGUGUGACCUGCUGUGGUCUGACCCGGGCGAGGACUACGGUUCAGAGAAGACCCAGGAACACUUCAGCCACAACAGUGUGAGAGGCUGCUCUUAUUUCUACAGUUACCCGGCAGUAUGUGACUUCCUGAUGAACAAUAACCUGUUGUCUGUAAUACGAGCACACGAAGCCCAGGAUGCAGGGUAUCGAAUGUACAGGAAGAGUCAGACGACAGGCUUCCCUUCUUUAAUCACAAUCUUCUCUGCUCCUAACUACCUGGAUGUGUACAACAACAAAGCCGCGGUGCUGAAAUAUGAGAAUAAUGUGAUGAACAUCCGGCAGUUUAACUGCUCCCCUCAUCCCUACUGGCUGCCCAACUUCAUGGACGUGUUCACCUGGUCUCUGCCGUUCGUCGGAGAGAAAGUGACGGAGAUGCUGGUGAACGUGUUGAACAUCUGCUCUGACGACGAGCUGAUGUCAGAAGGAGACGACACGUGUGAGGGUGGAACUCCAGCUGUCAGGAAGGAGGUGAUCAGAAAUAAGAUCCGGGCCAUCGGGAAGAUGGCUCGAGUCUUCUCUGUGCUCAGAGAGGAGAAUGAGAGCGUUCUGCAGCUGAAGGGCCUGACCCCGACAGGAACGCUGCCUGUGGGAGUUUUGUCCGGAGGUCGGCGAACUCUGCAAAGCGCCACCGUAGAGGCAGAAGAGGCACGAGCGAUCCAAGGCUUCAACCCGCAGCACAAGAUUCAGAGCUUCGAGGAGGCCCGAGGUCUGGACCGCAUCAACGAGAGGAUGCCCCCCCGCCGGGACAGCAAGCAGACAGAGGCCACGCCCCCCCUCAACAACCUGCCCGCCAGCACCGGACCGCCGGACAAGAACGGCACCAACGCACAAGCCUAAACCGUCCCCCUCCGCCCCCCGCUCUUUACCCCCCUCCCCCUUAUCUCCCCCUGUUCUUCCUCUCCUACCUUCCUUCUUUCCUUCCUUGCUUCCUUCCCUUCCCCUCUCGUCUCCUUUACGAGCAGGAGAAGAGGCAGUUCAGUCCGAGCGACUGUCACCACGCUUAAUUUAUUUCAUCAUCGAUUAAAUAUCAUCGUUUAAGACUGAACAGGAGAGAAUCUCAAGCGCACACGCGACGAGGACUUUUCUACCCGGGAGGUGACACCUUUCUGUCCGUCAGCGCUUUGUUUGGUGUCGAGGGAGGAAGUGACGCUCAUUCAAACGCUGUGUUCGUGCCCACACACACACACGGUCAGAUCCAUUCUUUCUUAUGCCAAUGAUAGUGUGACUGAGCUCCGAGGAGUGAGUAUUGACAUUUAUAUUAUAUAUGUAUAUUUUAAUUGUUCCCUCUUUUCAAUGUGAUGGGUUUUUUUUUUUUUUACACAUAGAUUUAGGCUCUAUUAUCCAAAAGGGGGAGAGGAGGGAUUAAAGGGUUGCUUUAUUAUUACUCCGACUUUGGGGGCAGAAAGUUUAAAAAACAAUCUAGUGGUGCAGCGUUUUCUGCACGGCGUCGACCACGCGGCAGAAACGGUUUGUAACUGAGCCACGAGUUCAGAUUUCUGUUUUAAAACGAUUUCUCUCUUUUUUGUUUUCUCAGUUCCAAUGACGUCAAACUCAACAAAGAAACAUCUGAGACGUCACAAACCCGAGCGGUCAGGAGGUCGACAAAUAAACAUCCAUCGCUGCCGCGUGUCGUUCAGACUCUUCAUAACAUGUUGAAGUUCACUUCAUAAAGCUGAGAGAGUCAGAAGAGACGGGCGAAACCUUAGUGCCCGAUCACACAGAAACGUGUCGCCCUAGGAGCGGACGCUACAAAAAUGAAGCGAGGGUUCA
This is a messenger RNA of Labrus mixtus (cuckoo wrasse), 2997 nucleotides long. It is a transcript of the gene ppp3ccb, whose product is annotated as protein phosphatase 3, catalytic subunit, gamma isozyme, b. Gene Ontology annotation, cellular component: calcineurin complex; cytoplasm. Gene Ontology annotation, biological process: calcineurin-mediated signaling. The transcript is spliced from 14 exons. The record is from RefSeq and is a predicted model, not a curated record. Gene Ontology annotation, molecular function: calmodulin binding; calmodulin-dependent protein phosphatase activity. Bases 520 to 2064 code for a protein of 514 amino acids. Lineage: Eukaryota; Metazoa; Chordata; Actinopteri; Labriformes; Labridae.